Molecule: messenger RNA, 5955 nt
Organism: Mobula hypostoma (lesser devil ray)
Lineage: Eukaryota; Metazoa; Chordata; Chondrichthyes; Myliobatiformes; Myliobatidae
Gene: tmf1
Product: TATA element modulatory factor 1
Exons: 17
Coding region: 245-3820 (1191 amino acids)
Cellular component (GO): Golgi apparatus; endoplasmic reticulum
Source: RefSeq, a predicted model, not a curated record
GGUGCUUGGGAGUCGCGUCAUUGCUGCUACGUGGAGAGUUGCGAGUGAGACCGAAGACAUAAUCGGAGUUUUGCCUUUCACAGCCCAAGUCAGUGUCGGGGCGGCGGGCUCUCUGCCACCUUGACAGGGUGCAGGGUCGGCCGUGGCGGUGAGAGGGAUACAGGCCGUCAGCUGUUAGCUCUAGGCCUGGCCAGCUUUCCGCUGCGGAGGGCCUGGGCCUGGGCGCCGAGGGGCGGUCCACACCAUGAGUUGGUUCAACGCCUCGCAUCUGUCGAGUUUCGCCAAACAGGCGCUGUCUCAGGCUCAGAAGUCCAUCGAUAGGGUCCUGGACAUCCAGGAAGACGAGGGGGGCUCGUGGACUGGUAUCUCGGCGGAGUAUGAGGAAGUAAUAUUGCCAGGCAAAACCUCUUCAAUCAAUGAAGGAUGGGUUUCCACACAAUGGGGAUCGUCGGAUGACAACCCCAAACCUCACCCUGCAGCUUCACCAAAAGCUAUUACCAAACCAGUUACGCGAACUGUGGUGGAUGAGUCGGAGACAUUCUUCAAUGCUUUUCUGAAUUCAACAGAUACUGCAAUUAUAGAGCAAACAUCAGUUGUGUCCAAGCCCCCAAGCAAAUCCCAACUGCCCAAAGAAGUAGAGGCAACAUUGACUAUUCAUCUCACGGAAUCUGUGGAGCUAAAUGUGCCAGAAAAGGAGAAUUCCACUGAGGACCCUACUGCUGUCCCUCAGAAAGUACACAAUGAUUCGGAGGUCACGGAUCAGUUGAAUGAUCAUCAGCUGCUUAGUGGAAAGGCUGGAAGUCCCAAGUCUCUCAAAAGUGAGGAGCCGCAGAAUAAAGAUGAAAUAAGGUUAGUUGUGGCAAGAAAUGAGAAUGCGCCUGUGACUUCUGAAGUAAUCAAGCCAAAUGCAUUGGUUGCCUCUCGCGUUGAAAAGGUGCAGAAAAAUGCCGAAAAGUCUCCAAGUCCACCUGACAGUCCUUCGAAAUCCCGCACUGCUUCCGCGAAGGAUUCAAUUUUGGAAGCAAAAGAACAAAAAUCUGAGGACCGGCAAAGUAACACCCCCUCUCCCCCCAUUAGUACAUUUUCAUCAGGAACAUCAACUACAAGUGACAUUGAGGUAUUGGAUCAUGAGAGUGUGAUUAGUGAGAGUUCGGCGAGUUCUAGACAGGAGGCUGUAGAUUCAAAGGCUAAUCUGCAUUUGAUGCAGACAUCCUUUCAGCUGCUGUCAGCGUCAGCCUGUCCUGAGUAUCAUGGUCUGGAUGAAUAUCAGAAACUUACUGAGAGCUGCAGUUCCUCUGAUGCUUUUGAGAGAAUCGAUGCUUUUAGUGUGCAGUCAUUAGACAGCCGGAGUGUGAGCGAGAUCAAUUCCGAUGAUGAAACUUCAGGUCGGGGAUGCAAUGUGGCCUCGGGAUCACUUACUCAGUCCGUCUGUAAUGGUUCAUCAACUGGCGUGCCGGCAAAGAAUGUUGAAGGGACCAGAAGGGAUGCUCAGAAGGAGAACGUACUGGAUGGGAGUGAGAUGGAAGCGAGCACGAGGGAUGCUCAGAAAGAGCACGUACUGGAUGAGAGUGAGAUGGAAGCGAGCACGAGGGAUGCUCAGAAAGAGAACGUACUAGAUGAGAGUGAGAUGGAAGCGAGCACGAGGGAUGCUCAGAAAGAGAACGUACUGGAUGAGAGUGAGAUGGAAGAGAGUGGCCGAAGUGCCACACCAGUGAACAGCGAUCAGCCAGAGGUCCUGCCUGUACUUGGCCUGAUGGAAAUUGAGAACCAAAAUGCAGAAUGUACAGUAAUUAACCGGCCAACGGAAGGAACUGCUGGAGAUGAAUCCCAGCCCAGUAGUAAAUUAGAAAAAUUUCAUUUACAACAGAUUAUUGAUGAUUUGACAGACAAGUUGGAAAAGAGAGAAUCGCAAUUGUUGUCUGUUAGCAAAGAUAAAGCCGCAUUGGAGGAGGCAAUUGAUAACCUGAAAGAUGAAAUGAUCAGACUAAAGGAAGAAAGCACCAGUAUCUCAUCCCUAAAGGACGAGUUCACUCAGCGCAUUGCAGAAUCUGAAAAGAAAACCCAACUUGCUUGUAAAGAAAGGGAUGAUAUUAAAAAAGAAUUAAAAGCACUGAAGGCGGAGCUCGCUACUCGAUUUACUUCAAAUGAAACAGCAGAUCUGGUACGGGAGAAGGAUGAACAGAUCAGAGGACUGUUGGAGGAGGGAGAGAAGCUCUCGAAGCAACACUUGCACAAUUCAAACAUAAUAAAGAAACUAAGGAUGAAAGAAAAAGAACAUGAGACACUAAUUUCAAAACAAAGUAAGAAGACAAAAGAACAAGAGGAGGAAAUUAAGCAUCUACAGCAGGUACUUGAUGGUAAAGAAGAAGUGGAAAAACAGCAUCGAGAGAAUAUCAAGAAGCUGCAUGAUGUGGUGGAGAGACAAGAAAAAGAAAUUAGCAAAUUUCAAAUGAACAUGGAUGAGCUUCUAGAAAAUAAUCGUAGCCUUCAGUCUGCACUUGACAACUCAUACAAGGAGCUUGCCGAACUACAUAGGGUAAAUGCAGCUAAAGAUAGUGAAGCCCAGGAGGCAGCUCUGAGUCAUGAGAUUAAAACCAAGGAGGCACUGUCAGUGGCUCUGGAGCGAGCCCAGGAAGAGGCAAGGCAGCAACAGGAGGUGCUCGCGGUUCAAGUGGCAGAUCUCCGGUUGGGUCUCCAGCGGGCUGAACAACAGCAAGCCAGGAAGGAGGACUACUUGCGUCAAGAAAUUAGUGAACUUCAACAGAGACUUCAGGAAGCAGAUAAUCGAAACCAGGAGCUAAGCCAAAAUGUUACAUCUGCAAGCAGACCACUUCUGCGACAGAUUGAAAAUCUACAGGCCACGCUUGUGGCACAGUCAGCAACUUGGGAAAAACUGGAAAAGAACUUGUCUAAUCGACUAGCUGAUAGUCAAGCUCAGCUUGCAGCUGCUAUAGAAAAAGAGCGGACGGUCUCAGAAGAACUGCUUACUCUUAGAAUGCAAAUCUCUUCACUGGAUUCACAAAACAGCUUAUUGCGUCAAGAGAAGAGCAGGUUGCUAGCUCAGUUGGAGUCGGAAAGAGCCAGGCUUGAAAAGACUGAAGAUGAAAAUAGCAGGCAUCGUGUGGCUUUUGACAAUCUGAAGUCUGAAUACAUUAAGGCUCUUGAAGAAUCAAAAAAGGAAAAGAAUGCCCUGAGUAAACAGUUGGAAGUGGAAAAGUUGAAAGUUGAACAGGAAAGGAAAAAAGCAACCCUUGCACAAGAUGCAUUAAAAGAGAAGGAGCGGAAACUACUUACUAAUCAGGGACCAGAGGCUUUGACCGUCACUCCAACUCUUUCUCGAUCCAGCUCUGUUAGUGGUGCUGAGAUGGCAAUCUUGCAAGCCUCCAGCCAUUCCCAGGAUGAUUUAUUUGAACAUUCAUUUGCACCCCUAACUACGUCAGCCAGCAGUAACAGCUUAUAUGAUGUACUCAGAAUGGGAGCAGAGUCAAGCAUCUUCGAAAAUUUGCAGUCUCAACUAAAACAAAGAGAAGGAGAAAUUGCACAGCUGCAGCUUGAAAUUUCCAACCUUGAAAGAAGUCGAGCUAUCAUGGCUGAGGAACUUGUCAAAUUAACUACACAGAAUGAUGAACUGCAAGAAAAAGUGAAUGAAAUCCCCAAGUUGCGUCUACAGCUUAAGGAUAUUGAUCAACGAUACAACACCAUAUUACAGAUGUAUGGUGAAAAAGCUGAGGAAGCUGAGGAACUGCGGCUGGACUUGGAAGAUGUGAAAAACAUGUACAAGACUCAAAUUGAUGAAUUAUUAAAGCAGAGGCUGACUUGACUUGCUUUAGCCGUGUUUCCAAGUUUCCCUCAAUGUGAAUUGCAAUACUGCUGACAGGUUUUUGGCAUAGAGUGUAAAUAUAUGAUUGUAAAUAUAAUAGUAUUAUCGGUGUUUUGUUAAUCAUCUGCUGUUGCAUUAGAGGAAAAUUAUGCAUUGGUGUUGAAAAAUUUACUGAUGUAACUUGUACAUAAGUGAAGUGCAGAUUCAAGUGCAAUAUUAUGAAUUAUUGUGAGCCGAUCCUUUAGGGUGAAGAUCUCAGAAACGAACUUUUCUGUAUAGUUGCAUUUCCAAGUAAAAGAUGGACCAAUUUUAUCAAACUUAAUUGACCAGCCUAAAGCAUUAUCUGUUGAAGAUGGUAAAUGUUUAUGUUAACUGGGCCCUCCAUGACACUAUUAAGUUUUACUCGAUGACUUGAGAAGAAAUUCAGUGUGUUGUAUACUGUUCAAUGUUCUAAUUGUUAAUGAAUUACAUACAUUUCAAAAUUACUGUUGAAAUAUAAACAAAGUCACUAGUACAAGAUGAUGUCUUGCUAUUGGUAAUUGGCCAACUUUUGCUAAUAGUUGCACUAAUUUAGUACCUGAUUUAAAAAAUAUAUUAAUAGUAGAAUCUUCUGUAUAGCUUAUGCACUUAGUAACAUUAAUACAUUUUCUUUGCUCUAUUCUGUGCAUUAAAAGUAAAUUAAAAUGAUUUAUUUAAACUAAUUUUCUAAAUUUGGAAUUCGUAAUCUACGCUAUUGUAUCUUCCAAAUGUAAAUUUAAAAUGUAAAUAACUACUUUGUGUAACAGUGGGACUUGGGUAAUAAAGUCUCUUGCCUGAUCUGCUGUUGUUUGCUAUGGUAGAGAUGAACUUCAGAUUUUACAUUAGAUGUAGUGACUGAUAAAUGACUUCAACUACAUUUCUUCCUUGGGCUGGACCCUAAAGGGGAUAAUUUUGUUCUUUUAAAUAUAGUUUUAAAUCUGGAAGCUAAUUAUUUUUAAUAUGUUCACUAAGCAUAUUUCUUGACCAAUGAGCAGGCAUUCAAUUCCUGGUUUUCGUAAAAUGCUAGUAGUAAUUUUUUUGCUUUGAGGGAAAAAUGGUGCAAGGAUUAUGAUUUAUUCCUUUUGUUUUCCUCCUUGUAAAAUAUCUAUCUUGAAGUUAGUAUCUAUUAAAACACCAAAAUUGGGAACAAAGAAAGAAAGAAUAUACAAAGCCAUUCAGUAUCUAUGCAGAGCAAAAGUUGUUGUAUCAAAGUUGUUGCCUUUAUAGAACAUUAAUUUUAGAGGUUACUAAAUCUAGUGGCAUAUCACUGUUCUAAUCUGGUGAUAUUUAUAAUAGUGUAUUUUUGAACAAGGUAUAUUGAACCUGCAAAAUUUGGACAAAUUUGUAAUGAAGAAGCUGAAUGUACAUGAAUUGUUAAACAUGAAUCAUCAGUAUGUUCAUACCUUGAUAUAAUUUCUAAUUUGUGUUGCAUUCACAUGUUGCAUUAAUUUUCUAAAAAUGUUUUUGCAUUGCUCAGUUAUGAAUGGCAAUUUUUGGUGAUAAGUGUGAGUGGAACAAACCACUGUUGACAAAUUUUUAAAAUUCUCAACAUGGCAACAACUUUUAGAGUAUGUUAAUAUUUUUAUUUUUGAUUUAUUCAUUAGAUAUUAACAUUUGAUUAUUUCCUUUUGUGACUUAAAAUACUUGUAUUGAGUAGUAUAUUUUAGAAACUACAGCAUGUUUAUCUUAAGAGUCAUUGGUACCUGAGGCAUUAAAAGAAGUUUCCUGUUAGAAGGUAUUUUAUCUGCUGAACUAGUUUUGAUGAUUUUCGGGCUUGAAUGUGUACAAUUUAUUUAUUACUUGAUGUUAGUAGAACAGAAUGCUUUUCUCUUAAGCACAUCAUUCUGCUGUGUCAUCUAACUUUGAUGUAUGGCUUCAUUAUUGAAGGGAUUGAAUAAAUAAUUUUUAUUUAUAAUAGCCAUUUCUUGGAUAUGAUUUCUAAUCAUUUGUAAAGUUUUAAAACAAAAGGUUUUAGCAUUAAUGCUCCACUUGCCUUUUCAUAAAAAUGUUCUCAAGCUACUGCUAUAAAGAAUUUCUCCCACAUUCACAGCUGGUUGGCUGGUACUAGAAUCCUGAAUCAUGGUGCCAUUGCCUUUGGAAUUGAACCAACGUCAAUU